Halteromyces radiatus is the source of this 672-nucleotide messenger RNA. RefSeq lists its product as uncharacterized. The transcript has a single exon. The record is from RefSeq and is a predicted model, not a curated record. Lineage: Eukaryota; Fungi; Mucoromycota; Mucoromycetes; Mucorales; Cunninghamellaceae. The coding region runs from base 1 to 672 and encodes 223 amino acids.
AUGGAUAUAUCUGCUUUUAUUCAAUGCUCUGGUUGCGGCUCGUACAGGCACAGACAAGACUACGUUGGUAGAACUCAAACAUACAACACCUGUACCUGCUGCCGAUAUAGACAGACUCCUCCUCGCCUUGCGCCUUCUAUGGACUCGAUGAUAUCCAUGGAUAGCUUGGAUAUACAUUAUGCUACAGAGCACAUUAGCAAUAACGGACCAGUAAAGUUCGAUUGGGAUAUUGCAAUGAGUGAAGAAGUUAUAGAAAAUUAUACGGAUGAUCAGAUCAUUGAGGAGGUGAUACAUCGGUUUGAAGAAAUUUCAGGGUAUCAUUUUGCUUUAAAGAAGACUGGUGAUCCUGUCCUGCGGCAAUCCAUUUCUUUUCACGCAUACUGUGUCCAAGACCAGACAAUACAACGGCAAUUACCAGAAGAACUCCAACAGCGUUUAACCUGCCGGAUGAACACAUAUAACUGCAAAGGGAAAGUUACUGGAUUUUUCGAUAGGGAGCAGUUAUGGGUUCAUGUGACGUACAAUCAUCGUCUUCAGCAUCAGUGCUCUGUUUUUACUGAAAGAAACGAGACACCGUUGGCAAUUAGGGAAUACAUCGAACGACAUGCUCUCAACUUGGAUUCUGCCCAUCUUUUCCGGAACAUACGUCAAGAGUUUGGUGGAGCGCUAUGA